CCUUCUACCUACGUCCUAUAUAAAUCAUCUCUGACCUCACUUAAUUAUACUUCCACAGAGAAGAAAAGAAAGAAUGGGGAAUUGUCUAAGGCACGAGUCAGAAAUGCACUGGGCUGGUGAAGAUUGGGAUGAUUUCACCACACAAGAUGAAGAAGACCAUCGUCAUCAUCAUAGCUCUAAGAAGACCUCCAUUAAGGCUAGCAAAACAGAAACUGUCACAGAAGACGGUAAAUCAUGUGAUCCAUCUCGUUACGAGAUCAAGAUCAGACUAACGAAGAAGCAACUCCAAGAUUUGCUUAGUAAAGUCAACGUCCAUGACUUAACCGGUUCUGCUGCAGCGCCUGGUCUUGAUCGUAAAACUGAAGAAUGCAACCAGCACCGGUUAUGGAAACCGGUUUUGCAGAGUAUACCAGAGGUUAACUGAAAGAUUUUCAGAGAUGAGACCAUAUUAUAUAUUCGUUAGUGGGUUUCUUCAGUUUUAGGGUAGGAUGUUGAUGUAAAUUUUAAGUUUUUGUUUUCUUUGUCAGACUCUAAAUCACUUAAAUAUACAAUAAAUUAAAUAAUAAUAAAUAAUAAUAA
Raphanus sativus (radish) is the source of this 579-nucleotide messenger RNA. RefSeq lists its product as uncharacterized. The coding region runs from base 74 to 424 and encodes 116 amino acids. The record is from RefSeq and is a predicted model, not a curated record. The transcript has a single exon. NCBI's taxonomy places the organism in Eukaryota, Viridiplantae, Streptophyta, Magnoliopsida, Brassicales, Brassicaceae.